Messenger RNA from Ectocarpus sp. CCAP 1310/34, 304 nucleotides. The record is from the annotation of a GenBank genome assembly. NCBI's taxonomy places the organism in Eukaryota, Phaeophyceae, Ectocarpales, Ectocarpaceae.
CGGGUCAGUAUCGCAUGAGCGGGAUUGGAGAGCAGAGGCUGCUGAAAAUUGUAUGGGAGGCGAAGUGGGCAAACAAAAAGUGGGGUAGACAACCCACGGAAUGGGUCAAGGUUGUAGAGGACGUAUGGAAGGGGCUCGACAUCGACGAAGAUGAAACGCUGGAAACGGAGGGUCUACAGGGGUUCAAGGAGAAGAUAUCUGUUGCUUGUGCCGAAAAAGAAGAACAGAAUCUAAAGAAAGAAACCAAGGAUAACGAGGGUCUAGAAGAGUACGGAAUGUUGAAGGAAGGAAUAGGGUUCAAGGA